GUUCGAGUCGCGAAGUGAAACGAUCAACCUCUUGUGAUCAACGACAACAUUUGAUUCGGUGAAGACAGUGAAGUGAUCCGUCGUCUGUGGAAAGUUUGGCAAGGACAAUCCAUCGAAAAAAAAAAACAAACCAAACGAAAAUGUAUUUCGCAAAUUCCCGGUGGUUCGGCUUCGGUGUGGCGGUGAUCCUGGGACUGCUGGUGGCCACGUGUCCCGGCGAGGCCAAACCGGUGGACGUGUGGGACCAGCUGACGGCCGAGGGUGGCAAGAUGUUCUACAAAAUGUUGGAAUACCUGAGUGAUUACGACGAGUUUGACGAUGGCCGACACCAGAAGCGGGAGGGUUCGGCCCCGCUGCAGCAGCUGCAGACCAGCAAUCGGGUCGAGCAGCCAGCCGGAAGUGGUGUCAAGAAUGAAAAGUGCAAACUUCCGCUGCGGAAGGGAGUGUGCCGGGCGCUGCUGCCACGGUGGAGAUACGACCCCGAGUCCAAGAGCUGCCACGAGUUCACGUUCGGCGGCUGCGACGGCAACGCGAACAACUUCAUGACCUACGAAAAGUGCAUGGACACGUGCAAGGGAGUGUGAUCGUUUGGAGUUCGCCCAUCUCAAAACCAGCAGCAAACCAACCAACACGCCACGUGGUACAAAUCUAAGACAGAGAAAAAAAAAAGUGCGCCGUCCCAAGAGAAGAUAAAAAGAGAGAGAGAAAUUGCUUUCCUCCUUUUUCCCCGCCCCACCAAGUGAUACUUUUUAGGCUUUAAGUUAUCGGAAAGUAACUGUAAUAAUUAUACACGCAACAAUGUUUUUCGUUUUAAGAAUGUUUAAGGUAUUUAUUGAAUAAAUAUUUUUCGUUUUAACUAAAA
This is a messenger RNA of Culex quinquefasciatus (southern house mosquito), 862 nucleotides long. Its product is annotated as tissue factor pathway inhibitor. Gene Ontology annotation, molecular function: serine-type endopeptidase inhibitor activity. NCBI's taxonomy places the organism in Eukaryota, Metazoa, Arthropoda, Insecta, Diptera, Culicidae. The record is from RefSeq and is a predicted model, not a curated record. The transcript has 2 exons. The coding region runs from base 141 to 584 and encodes 147 amino acids.